AUGACCGAAACAUGCUCGAAAGCCGACCUUGACGGACUUGAAAGCAGAUUAGAAGUCAUGCAGAGCCUGAUAAUUAGCGCAAACCGUAAUCUUGUUAUACCCAGGGCGCAUGAGGAGAAUUCCCAGAAGACUGGGUCAGUCCUGUUGUCUUUUCCAAUGGAUAUGCAAAUACCUGGCGGGAGGCACGACAACGACCUCGCAGAAACAUCUCGAAUUCAGAUUUUUCCUAUCCAUGGAGAGAUUGACAGCGGCAAUUCAGAAUAUCUACCCUCUACCAAUUUCCUACAGCCGCACUUUCUCGCCGACCCUUUGCAAAGAUACAUUGACUCAACAUUCCGACUCCUGCGCCAUGAUAUUUUCGGCUCAGCCAAAAAUGUCCUUAGAGAUCUGCUGCAGCAGAAUGAUUUGACACUAAGUGCUUAUCUUCGUCAUUUUGCAGGCAAGGCUCUGGGCUUUUUCAAACCUCAUGAUUAUCAGAUUAUCCCGUGGUGA
This is a messenger RNA of Penicillium samsonianum, 492 nucleotides long. RefSeq lists its product as uncharacterized. The transcript has a single exon. The record is from RefSeq and is a predicted model, not a curated record. The coding region runs from base 1 to 492 and encodes 163 amino acids. Lineage: Eukaryota; Fungi; Ascomycota; Eurotiomycetes; Eurotiales; Aspergillaceae.